AUGAGCAGGCCAAAACCAAAGACCCGAUUCCACGUUUGCUGCGGCCUGACGCUCCUGUGCCUGGUGGUCAUUAUUGUGGUGAUCUGCGUCUUUGCCUCGAGGUCCAAGUGUCCACCCGGCAGCUAUCACCGCGCUGCAGUGGCCGCAGACUCAGAGACAUGCUCACAAGUAGGAAGAGACAUUCUGCAGAGCGGUGGCUCGGCGGUAGAUGGCGCCAUUGCUGCGCUUCUUUGCACCUCACUCGUUAACCCGCAGAGCAUGGGCAUCGGAGGGGGGGCGACCUUCACUGUCAUGGAUAGCGCGGGUAAUGUGAAAAUUAUCUCUUCGAGAGAGACUGUUCCUCAGAUUUUUCAACCGGAUCUGCUGAAAUCCUGCCCUAAUCCUUUCAGAUUUAUGUCAGGCCCUGAAUGGAUCGGGGUCCCAGGAGAAAUCCGGGGCUAUGAGCUGGCUCACAGUCUGUAUGGGAAGCUGCCGUGGGCCACUCUGUUUCAGCCGACCAUCAAACUUGCCAGAGAAGGGCUGAAAAUUUCCCAUGUGGUUGAACAAUACAUACCAUAUAUCAACAAGAGUUUUCCCCUCUAUAAAAUGUUCACAGAUGCAAAGGGGAAUGCACUGAAAACUGGCGAUGUUGUGAAAUUUGAGAAGCUGGCUGAUACAAUGGAGGCGAUCGCUGACCAUGGUCCUGAUAUCUUUUACACUGGAAAGAUUGCAGAAGAUCUGAUCAGUGACAUACAGGAGGCAGGCGGUACUCUGACACUGCAGGAUUUGGCUUCAUUCAAAGCGUCAUUAUCGGAUGCGUGGGUUGUUCCUUUUCAAGACUUCAAAAUGUACAUUCCACCACCACCUGCCGGAGGCGCAGUCCUUGCCCUGGUCCUCAACAUCCUAAAAGGUUAUAACUUGAAUGCCAAAUCUGUAACGCUUGAAGAACAGACGUUGGCAUAUCACCGAUACAUUGAGGCUUUUAAGUUUGCCAAUGGAUUUAAAAAGCACAUUCAAGACCCAAACAUGACUUCAGACAAAAUUUUGAAGACGUUUAUCCAAGACAGUUUUUCAGAUCACAUCAGGACUUUGAUCAGUGAUAGGACCCAUGGAGCCGAGUACUACAACAUGACCUCCGCUCUGGACUCUAUGGGGACAACACACCUCUCCGUCCUGGCGGAGGAUGGGUCUGCAGCUUCUGUUACCAGCACCAUCAACCACAUAUUUGGCUCACAAGUCUUCUCUUCAAAAACCGGAAUCAUAUUAAACAAUCAGCUGGUAGAUUUUUGUGAAAACACUGAUAGAAUCCAUGCGGGAGAUCAGCCGCCCUCUCAUGUUUCACCCACUCUGCUCAAGUCUCAAUCCCGGACACUGGUGAUUGGUGCAUCCGGAGGGAGCCACAUCUUAACGGGUAUCGCCUCGACUCUCAUGAAUCACUUCAUGUUUGGAAAAAGCCUCAAGGCGUCAAUAGACGCCCCUGUGGUUGCGGUGAAAAACAUCCAACCUCUGUUUGAGAAAAACUUUGAUCAGGCUGGGAGCACGUUCUUUAAUGUGGUGAAUGCCGUGGAGAAGGACGGUGACUGCAUCUGCGCCGUGUCUGACUCCAGGAAAAAGGGGAAAGCAGCUGGAUACUGA
Molecule: messenger RNA, 1614 nt
Organism: Knipowitschia caucasica
Lineage: Eukaryota; Metazoa; Chordata; Actinopteri; Gobiiformes; Gobiidae
Source: the annotation of a GenBank genome assembly